ACAUCAUAUUUCAACUUGAAUCUAAAGCCAGCUUAAUUAUUCUACGUGAUGUCCAAUCCCAGGAUUUAUGUGAAAGAGAGGGCUAAGGCUAUCUGCGUGCGUUUCGGUACUUAUAUCCGACCCAGCCGCGUAAUGUAAGCUGCAAGCAUGGGGCACAUCCAAUCUUGGUCCUUUAUUCUCCGUGCCGUUGUAGGCGCCAGCCUGAUUGAUCGAGAACCUAAUUGCAAAGAGGAAUUGAUCGAACAGGGAUAGAAAAUUCGCUAUAUCUAAAUUAGUGCCCAACCAGUACUCUAGCCUAGUUACUCUUCCUACAUCAUCAGCAACACAUUGUACCUAUCAAGAUAGAACGUGAUGGGGUCGGCUGAAGAAUAUGAGAAAGAACGCAGCAAUGCGCACCAGGAAGGCGACGAAGCCCCGCCGCCUUACAGCAUAGAGGCAUCAAGACAGGAAAUCUUCGAAGCAGCCUCCACAAGCACAGCUUCCAAGCGUACAGAAGAUGACGCCGGCGCGUGGACGCGGCCAACGGUGGAAUCGCCAUUCAACUUCCCGCCAGCCUCGGCGCCGGGGCCAAGCUACUCGGAUCUCCCAGAAGUUGUACCUACACCCGGAAGCAGCAGCAGCAGCAGCAGCAAUUCCCCACCGCCAGUAUUCCUCGCAAUACCACAGGUCGCCCCCAAGCCGACAUCGCCGUUUCCGCUAGUGUACAGCCGCGCGCUGCUGCUGCGUCGGGGCAUACCGCAGGAGACGUUCACGUCUUUCCUGACGACGCUUUCCGCAUUCCUCACCGCGACCGUGUCGGAGCGCGCGCUGAAGCAUGCGGUGGACGUCGGCCGUAGCCUGAACAGCAUUCCGAAGAAAUUCUCCGAGGACACGCUGACGCAUGUGAAGGACGUGGGGCGGCACGUGGGUUCGCAGGCGAAGAAGGGCAAGUUCGUCUCCGCGGGCAUCGGCGUGCUCGCGGGCGCCGUCUCGAUCCCCCUAGCGACAAGCAUCCGCGCCGUCGGCGCUGCGGUUCAGAUCCCCGCGGCCGUGAGUGGUAGUCUUGCGAAGAAGCCACUGUCCCCGCGCGAGCGCGCCGACGCGUAUCUCGCCAUCGCCGACAAGGACUGGUUCAACGUCCGCGGGCUGACGGCGUCGCUGUGCGGCACGGCCGAGCUUUUGCAGAUGCUUGAUGCGCGGCAUGGAGAUGGUUCGGGAUCAAGUAAGAACGAGGCUGUCGUUAGGCAGCUCGUGGAUCUGGCUCGCCAGACGUCGAAGGGCGGGCCUGACGAUCAAUUCCGGGCUCUACAAAACAGAUUCGGGCUCGCGCCUCUCGAGAUAGUAGAAGGGACUGUCACAUCUCUGGAUAUCGGUGUGGGCACGUUGUGGUUAGUCCUUACUGAGAUUCGUUGAAUGCUGAGUGAGGUGAUCGCGACGGGAAGACUAUCACUAACUACAAUGGGAUUGUUUGCACUGCGAGCAUGCACGAACCUAGAGACAAGAAUUUGGCUUUAAGGAUUAAAUGCUUGGUCUGUAGUCAAUGGUAUUUAUUGGUAGAGUGCAUGA
Molecule: messenger RNA, 1545 nt
Organism: Xylaria bambusicola
Lineage: Eukaryota; Fungi; Ascomycota; Sordariomycetes; Xylariales; Xylariaceae
Exons: 1
Coding region: 352-1392 (346 amino acids)
Source: RefSeq, a predicted model, not a curated record